GAAGCGGUUGUGGGAAGGACCGGGAACCGCACAGACUCGUAGCCGCCCGAAAACGGGAGGCGCCAGCCCGUUGAGUUGUAGGUCAUGGCGCUGGCCGUCGGACUGCGGCGCCUCCUUCCCUUGAGACGCAGAGCCGCCCUGGGCUUUCGGCUCCGCACGGGGACUUCCAGCAGCCGCGGACAAGGCGGCCCCGGGCGAUUCCACGGCUCUGAGGUAAUGGGAAACCCAGGAACUCUCAAAAGAGGUCUUUUAGUCUCAGCUUUGUCUUAUUUGGGUUUUGAAACUUACCAAGUCAUUUCUCAGGCUGCUGUGGUUCAUGCUACGGCCAAAGAAGUUGAAGAAAUUCUUGAACAAGCAGACUACCUGUAUGAAAGUGGAGAAACAGAAAAACUUUAUCAGUUGCUAACCCAAUACAAGGAAAGUGAAGAUGCAGAGCUACUGUGGCGUUUGGCACGGGCAUCACGUGAUAUGGCUCAGCUUUGCAAAGCCUCAGAGGAAGAGAAAAAGCUGUUGGUGUAUGAAGCCCUAGAGUAUGCAAAAAGAGCACUAGAAAAAAAUGAAUCAAAUUUUGCAGUUCAUAAGUGGUAUGCCAUCUGCAUUAGCGAUGUUGGAGAUUAUGAAGGCAUCAAGGUUAAAAUUGGAAAUGCAUACAUUAUCAAGGAACAUUUUGAGAAAGCAAUUGAACUGAACCCUAAAGAUGCCACUUCGAUUCACCUAAUGGGUAUUUGGUGCUAUACGUUUGCUGAAAUGCCUUGGUAUCAAAGAAGAAUCGCCAAAAUACUAUUUGCAACUCCUCCUAGUUCCACCUAUGAAGAGGCCUUACGCUACUUUCACAGGGCAGAACAAGUGGAUCCAAACUUCUACAGCAAAAACUUGCUUCUUUUAGGAAAGACAUAUUUGAAACUACACAACAAAAAGCUUGCUGCUUUCUGGCUAAUGAAAGCCAAGGACUAUCCAGCACACACAGAAGAGGAUAAACAGGUACACACAGAAGCUGCUCAGUUGCUUACAGGUUUCAGUGAUAAGAAUUGAGAAGUUUUCAGAGAAGAGAAUAAUGAAACAUCUGAUGAAGAUUAUCUUUUCAUUGAAUUAUAAAUACAUUAGCCAUACCUGUUCUUUGGCUGUUUUUUCAGCUUUUAAUGUUGUGACUAUUUAACAGAUCUAAGUAUACAAAAUUCUAGGUUUCCUUACAAAUAAUAAGGUAAGAGAAAUAAUUGUCAUAUUGCCGUAAGAGUGGUAGAGAUAAA
This is a messenger RNA of Otolemur garnettii (small-eared galago), 1247 nucleotides long. It is a transcript of the gene RMDN1, whose product is annotated as regulator of microtubule dynamics 1. Gene Ontology annotation, molecular function: microtubule binding. The record is from RefSeq and is a predicted model, not a curated record. The transcript is spliced from 10 exons. Lineage: Eukaryota; Metazoa; Chordata; Mammalia; Primates; Galagidae. Bases 85 to 1032 code for a protein of 315 amino acids. Gene Ontology annotation, cellular component: spindle microtubule; cytoplasm; mitotic spindle pole.